AUGGGCGCCUCAGAGGAGCGAGAUAGAGUGGCUGUGACCGAAUCCCACGAUGCGCCGGGCGCUAUUGAGCUGGGGGCGAUGCGCAGUCCGACGAGUUCUCGCCAUCACGACCCCGAAUCUAGCCCAUUGGCCUGGCUAUGUGUUUUAGGAUCAUUUAUGUUUCUUUAUCCAUCAUACGGGUUCAUGCAAUCUGUUGGAACUGUUCAGUCCUAUCUCCAGCUACACCAGCUGAGUGAGUACUCCACUCGCGAUCUAGGUUGGAUCAGCGGAAUCUUCACCUCGCUUGCACUGUUCCUUGGAAUCCAAGCCGGGCCAUUGAUGGAUGCCUAUGGGACGAAGUGGCUGGCUCCCAUCUCCGUGGCACUCUAUGUGCCCGUGUUCUUCAUCAUGGGUGAAUGCACGCAAUACUGGCACUUCAUUCUUUGCUUGGGAGUACUGGGCGGCAUCGGCGGUGCCCUCACAUCAACAGUCGCUGUGGCAGUUAUUGGAAAGCUCUUUAACCGCCGCAAGGGGCUUGCCAUGGGAGUCGCCCUGUCCGGAUCCUCGUUCGGGGGUGUGACCAUCUCGAUGAUGCUUCGGUCCAUCCUGCCUCGACUGGGCUGGCAGUGGUCCAUGAGGAUCAUGGGAUUCCUAGUCCUUGGUAUCAUGGUUCUGGGCGUCAUUUGUUUCCUCCCCUACCCUCGCCUGUCCACUCCUGUCUCUGGAGCACCCGUCGGGAGAGUCGGAGCCCUGCUCAAUUUCUCCGCCUUCCGCUCCCCUCCAUUCGGCUUUAUGGCCGGUGGUCUCUUCAUGCUGGAAUUUGUUCUCUUUGGAAUUACCGGCCUAUUGCCUACUUUUGCCAUUGCUGCAGGCUUCCCUUCGAACAUUGGGUUCUCCCUCGUGGCCAUUCUGAACGGUACUUCAUGUUUCGGUCGGAUCAUGACCGGCGUAAUCGGCGAUAGAAUUGGCCACCUCAACAUCCUCCUCAUCAUGAUAGGUAUUACGAUUGUGUUUACCGGGGUCGUUUUCGUGCCUUUUGGAACCAAGCAUAUCGGUGCUUUGUAUGCCUUUGCCGCGCUUUGGGGCUACGGAUCGGGAUCCUUUCUUUCGAGCACACCAGGAAAGACUUGCGAGCCAAAGGAUUACGGGAGGUACUUGGGCACCAUGAACUUUGUAGUCAGUUUCUCGUUGCUAGUAACCGUCCCCAUCGGUGGACAGAUGCUGGAGAGUAUGGGCGGAACAGCGCUCUCGGGAUUUUAUCUUGCUAUCCUCUUCUUGGGCGGUGUUUGCUAUUUUGCUGCCCGCUCCCUUCUUCUAGGCGGUUGGCUUACGCUGAGAGCCAGUAUUUGA
This is a messenger RNA of Colletotrichum tamarilloi, 1329 nucleotides long. RefSeq names its product major facilitator superfamily transporter. NCBI's taxonomy places the organism in Eukaryota, Fungi, Ascomycota, Sordariomycetes, Glomerellales, Glomerellaceae. Gene Ontology annotation, cellular component: membrane. The record is from RefSeq and is a predicted model, not a curated record. Gene Ontology annotation, molecular function: transmembrane transporter activity. The transcript has 4 exons. Gene Ontology annotation, biological process: transmembrane transport. The coding region runs from base 1 to 1329 and encodes 442 amino acids.